AUGAUGCGGCAUCCGGCCCACCACCUGGCGACGCAGAAGCUGCAGGAGAGAGAGGGGCACGAGCCAGCCACGCAGUCGCUGCUCGCGCCGCCGACGCCGUCGCUGCUCGCUGCGCGCAUGCUCCGGCCGCUGCAGGUCGGUGCCGCUGGCCACCCCUCUGCGGAGAGCGCGACUCGCCAGCCCUGCGCCCGUCGGGCUCGUCCACCCCCCUGGGCCGCACGGGGCCCCGGCUGCGGCCCGACGCGCCGUCCCUGUCCGGCGGCCUGGCCGGCGCCUUGGCCCCGCUGCCGCGGGGCAGCUCUGGGCAGGGCGCCCAGCUGGCGCAGGACGACGCGGCCCUGGGCCUGGGGCCCCUGCACCGCGGGGAGGUGGAGGCCAGCGGCCGCCUCGAGGGGGGCCACGAGUCGCCUGCGGAGGGGGGCCGCGGCAGCGGCGGCAGGCGCGGGCGGCGCGUGGCCUCUGGCCCGGCCAUGUGCGGGAGAGCGACCACCGGACUUCCUUCUUCAUGGCGAACACGGAUAUCACCCCGCCGAAGCGGCGCAGCUCCGUGGGGGGCACGCUCGUUCGCAGGACCAGCAAGGGCAGCUACGACCUGAACCACCCACGCUGCCCCUGGAUGGCGUCCAUGCGCCGGAGUGCCCUGGAGAUCCUGGAGCAGAAGGAGAGUUCGACCUCGCAACCGCCCUGCUCAUAGUCCUGAACGCGAUCCUCAUGGGCGUGCAGGCCGACUUCGCCGCGCACGCGACGCGCGAGGGUGGCGCCCGGGAGCCGACGGUGCUGCAGGUCGGUGCUCGGAUCUUCGCUGCCGUCUUUGUGGUGGAGUUGGCCCUGCGCCUGUUCGGGUACGGGGCCGCGUUCUUCUUUAUGCCGGGCUGCUCCUGGAACUACUUCGAUUUCGUAGUGGUCACCCUGCAGGUGUUCGAGGAGGUCUCCGCGUACAUGGCCGACAACCAGCCCGGCCAGCACACCGGCUUCAGCUUCCUGCGCAUUCUGCGGGUGUUACGGCUGCUGCGCGUUUUGCGGCUGCUCAGGGUGCUGAGCAUGAUACAGGAGCUGCGCACCCUGGUCAACUCAAUCGGGAAGACCAUGCCGUCCCUGAUCUGGACGGUGUCUCUCCUCAUGUUGAUGAUCUACACCGCGAGCAUCUGCUUUACGCAGGUGGUGGCCGAUCUCGCCGAGGGCGACCCCGAAUCCGUGGCAGUGGGCACGGACACCCACAAGUAUUACGGCUCCCUUUUUCGCUCGAUGUUGUCGCUCUACCAAGCAAUUACUGGUGGAGUCAGCUGGCAUGUCCUGAUCGACCCACUUUUCGCCCAGAACUCCCCAGCAAUGGCAUUGCUGUUUUGUUUCUACGUUUCGUUUGCAGUCUUAGCAAUGCUGAAU
Prorocentrum cordatum is the source of this 1383-nucleotide messenger RNA. The record is from the annotation of a GenBank genome assembly. NCBI's taxonomy places the organism in Eukaryota, Dinophyceae, Prorocentrales, Prorocentraceae.